AGAAAACGCAGUUUCCGCCUGGUCAAAGCGGCAGCGUGUCACACAGCGGCCCGGCUUAGGCGCUUGACCGCGCUGCUCUCUCUUCGUCUGACCACCAUGGACCCAUCGACGAGCAGUAGCACUCAUGCUGGGGACGUCCCCACUCAAUCGCAGCCUGCGCAUCAACCAAAUGGUCUCUCGAUCGACCGCAGAUACCCCGCUACGACCCAUUUUGCUGUUGCGGCUGCCAUACUCCUCCCCGUCGCCUGCAUACCAUACCUCGUCUAUCGCAGGAGAAUACGAUCAUUGGAGUUGCAGCUUCAGCGCUUGAACGAUACCCUCCUGACGCUCCAGGACGAUGCGACUGGCUAUAUCCGUCAGCAGGCCUCAGCCUCUUCGAGGGCACACGCGCGCAGUACCGCUGCCAUCCAGAAUCUCACGAAGGAUCUGUCCUCUCUUCGCAUUCAGAUGAACGAGGAUAUCUGCGCAAACAUGGAGCGUAGCGAUAACGCCGCUAAGGAUAUGGACCAAGUCCUCGCUGCGCUACGCCUGCAUGCCUCACUCCUCCGAUCCCUUGGUGUCUCCCUGGCGGACGUCGCCAACUUCAUGCACGAUCAGGAGCUUAGGCUGGGUCUCAAUGCCUCGCAGAGCCCGCUGGAGGUGGACAAGCUACGGCACAUCGCAGUCCGUUUGCGCGAGCUCAAGGAUACUGCGUUGCCGAAGGCGACGGACAAGCCUGCGGCGUGAGGGGUAUCCCCACUUGCUUUCUCGCUCUGAAGGGGGUCCAUGUGAGUAGCUCUGAGCUCCAUGAACGUUACGGCGUCUUACUUCGCCAAGACCUGAUAUGUCUCUUUUCCCGCUACCAUCCUUCGGCAUCGUGACCCUCUCUACGCCUCUGACUCUCUGGAUUCUUUAUCACUGUAUGUAUGCUGUAUCACCACUGAAAGUGCUGUUGUAGUCGAUCCUUUGUACUUACAUUUGAACCCAUCUGUUCAUGGCUCCUGCUACGUUCAGCCGCCUGUUUCUUUUGCGCUCA
This is a messenger RNA of Schizophyllum commune H4-8, 1015 nucleotides long. RefSeq lists its product as uncharacterized. The transcript is spliced from 3 exons. The coding region runs from base 97 to 726 and encodes 209 amino acids. Lineage: Eukaryota; Fungi; Basidiomycota; Agaricomycetes; Agaricales; Schizophyllaceae. The record is from RefSeq and is a predicted model, not a curated record.